Nothoprocta perdicaria is the source of this 1985-nucleotide messenger RNA. RefSeq names its product phosphatidylinositol glycan anchor biosynthesis class T (gene PIGT). Bases 1 to 1692 code for a protein of 563 amino acids. Gene Ontology annotation, cellular component: GPI-anchor transamidase complex. The transcript has 13 exons. NCBI's taxonomy places the organism in Eukaryota, Metazoa, Chordata, Aves, Tinamiformes, Tinamidae. The record is from RefSeq and is a predicted model, not a curated record. Gene Ontology annotation, biological process: attachment of GPI anchor to protein.
AUGCAGCAGCAGGGCCACGUCUUUGCAAGGGGGCUGCGGCAAGGGGGACCUCAGGAGGGAGSCAGGCUGCUGCUGAGCCCGCUGCCCGCGGGCGGCAUCGCCGCCACCUUCCAGUUCCGCACGCGCUGGGACGCGGCGCCCGUCUCUCACUACAGGCUCUUCCCCAAGGCGCUGGGGCAGCUGGUGGCGGCGCGGGGCGUGCGGGAGCUGCACCUCGCGCUCACGCAGGGCUUCUGGCGCACGCGCAUCUGGGGGCAGCCGCCGCUGCAGGCGCCCGCYGGCGCCGAGCUCUGGGUCUGGUUCCAGGACACCGUGGCAGAUGUGGACAAAGCCUGGAAGGAGCUAAGUAACAUCCUUUCAGGGAUAUUCUGUGCUUCUCUGAACUUCAUCGACUCCACCAACAGCGUUACUCCAACAGCGUCCUUCAAGCCCCUGGGCUUGGCCAAUGGGACGGAUCACCGGCUGCUGCGCUAUGCCGUCCUGCCGCGGGAGGUCGUCUGCACGGAAAACCUUACGCCUUGGAAGAAGCUGCUACCAUGUGGCUCUAAGGCGGGUCUUGCCGUGCUGCUCAAGGCUGAGCGCUUGUUCCACAGCAGCUACCACUCGCAGGCCGUGCACAUCCGCCCCAUCUGCAGGGAUGCCUCCUGUCAGGCCGUUUCCUGGGAGCUCAGGCAGACCCUCACUGUGGUCUUUGAGAACUUUUCUGGCACCCAAGGAAAAAAAGACUGGUCCCUCUUUAAGAUGUUCUCCCGUACGAUCACUGAAGCAUGUCCUCUGGCAUCGCAGAGCAAGAUCUACGUGGACACCUCUGUUAAGGACAAGGAAAAGGAGUUGGUAGAAGUGACCCCUUCUCCAACAUCUCUACAUGAAGCGAUUGUCCAGGGAGAGAAGAGAACUUAUGCAGUCUAUGACCUGCUGAGUCCCUCACUCUUCAAUACAUCUCGCAGCCUCAAUGUGCAGCUGAAGAUGACAUGGCCCCAGGACAGCUUGGAGCUGUCGACACCAGUACUCCAUGCUCACCGUUAYGUGAGCGGAUACGGGCUGCAGACCGGCAAAAUCAGCACUCUCAUCUACAACACUCACCCGUACCGGGCGUUCCCCGUGAUCCUGCUGGAGACUGUGCCGUGGUAUCUGCGGCUCUACGUGCACACUCUGACCAUCAUCACUAAGGGCAAAGAGAACAAGCCAAGUUAUAUCCACUACCAGCCGGCUCAGGACCGGAGACGGCCUCACCUAUUGGAAAUGCUGAUCCAGCUUCCAGCCAACUCCGUCACCAAGAUCACCAUCCAGUUUGAGCGGGCUUUGCUGAAGUGGACCGAGUACCCACCUGACCCUAAUCAUGGCUUUUACGUGAGCUCAUCCGUACUGAGUGCCCUGGUGCCCAGUGUCAUUGCAAUGAAGGAGUUGGAUAUGGAGCAGAGCCCUCUCUUCACCUCGCUGUUCCCGUCCUCUGAUGGCUCUAGCUACUUCGUGCGCCUCUACACCGAGCCGCUGCUCGUGAACCUGCCAACGCCGGACUUCAGCAUGCCCUACAAUGUCAUCUGCCUGACCUGCACCGUGGUGGCCGUGUGCUACGGCUCCUUCUACAACCUGCUGACCAGGACGCUUCAUGUGGAAGAACCAAGCAAGGGGGGGCUGGCCAAGCGGCUGGCCAACGUCAUCCGCAAAUUGAGGGGGGUGCCACCCCUCUGAGAGAGGGCCCGUCRGCUAACACAGAGCACGGGGCAAGAGCCCAAGGGCUCGCAGGGGAGGCCAAGGGAGCAAAAUGCUUCCUCUCCCCUUUGCUGCUCCAUUUUGCUGCCUGCAUCACUUCUGGGGGUCUCGGCAAGCUAGAGAUCAUUCCCAGUUAAGCAGCUGCUGGGGAAACUCAUCUAAGACCUUUGACUACUGAAUUGCAUGUAUGUGGCAUUAGAAAAGGUGCAAGACUGCUCUUCUGGAGAGGGGUAAUUUAUGUGAGGGGAAUAACGUUAAAAAUAAACUCGGCU